AAACUGCCAUUCACCGUCCCUGAGCUGGUUCAUGCCUCUCCGUGCCGCAGCUCCGAUGGGGUUUUCUACACAGGCCGGAAGCAAGAUGCCUGGUUUGUGGUGGAUCCUGAGUCAGGGGAGACACAGAUGACUCUGACCACAGACGGUCCCUCAACCCCCCGCCUCUACAUCGGCCGGACACAGUACACGGUCACCAUGUAUGACCCAAGAGCCCCAGCCCUGCGCUGGAACACCACCUACCGCCGCUACUCCGCAACCCCCAUGGAUGGCUCACGUGGGAAAUACAUGAGCUAUCUGGUCUCCUGUGGGAUGGGCCUGCUGCUGACCGUGGAUCCAGGAAGUGGGGUGGUGCUGUGGACACAGGACUUGGGCGUGCCUGUGACAGGCAUCUACACCUGGCACCAGGACAGCCUGCACCAGCUGCCUCAUCUCACCCUGGCCCGGGACACCCUGCACUUCCUUGCCCUCCGCUGGGGCCACAUCCGGCUGCCUGCCUCAGGCCCCCAGGGCACAGCCACCCACUUCUCUGCCUUGGACACCCAGCUGCUGAUGACGCUAUAUGUGGGGAAGGAAGAAGCUGGCUUCUAUGUCUCUAAAGCACUGGUCCACACAGGAGUGGCCUUAGUGCCUCGUGGCCUGACCCUGGCCCCCACCGAUGGCCCCACCACAGAUGACGUGACGCUCCAAGUCUCGGGCGAGAGAGAGGGCUCACCCAGCACUGCUGUGAGAUACCCCUCUGGCAGCGUGGCCCUCCCUAGCCAGUGGCUGCUCAUUGGACACCACAAGCCACCCCCAGUGUUGCACACCACCAUGUUGAGGGUCCAUCCCACUCCAGGGGGCGGGACUGCUGAGACCAGACCCCCAGAGAGCACCAAGACCCCAGCCCUCUUCUUGGAGCUCCUGAGCCUGAGUGGGGAAGAAUCUUGGAACACGGAGCUGCACCCUGAAGAGAAAACCCCAGACUUGUACCCACGGGUGGGUCCCCAAGACCUGUUGGCAGCCAGCCUCACCGCUGUCCUGCUGGGAGGGUGGAUUAUCUUCCUGAUGAGGCAGGUGAGACAGCAGCUGGUGCAGAAGCAGCAGCAGGCACCCCAGGCACCUCCAGGCUCUUCACACGUCCCACAGGGUGCUCAGUCCCGGCCCUCGGGGACCACCCCAGAGGGCCAGAAGACAUGCGAUUGUCCCUCAGAGCAAGGACAGCCACUCAAAGACCCUGAAGCUGAGCCGCUCACUGUGGUGGGAAAGAUCUCCUUCAAUCCCAAGGACGUGCUGGGCCGCGGGGCAGGAGGCACUUUCGUGUUCCGGGGACAGUUUGAGGGGCGGGCAGUGGCUGUCAAACGACUCCUUCGUGAAUGCUUUGGCCUCGUCCAGCGCGAGGUCCAGCUGCUGCAGGAGUCCGACAGGCACCCCAACGUGGUCCGUUACUUCUGCACGGAGCGGGGGCCCCAGUUCCACUACAUCGCCCUGGAGCUCUGCCGGGCCUCGUUACAGGAGUAUGUGGAAAGCCCCAACCUGGACCUCUGGGGCCUGGAGCCCGAGGGGCUGCUCCAGCAGCUGAUGUCUGGCCUGGCCCACCUGCACUCCUUGCACAUAGUGCACAGGGACCUGAAGCCCGGGAACAUUCUCAUCGCGGGGCCUGACACCCAGGGCAGAGGCAGGGUGGUCCUGUCGGACUUUGGCCUUUGCAAGAAGCUGCCUGCCGGCCGCUGGAGCUUCAGUCUGCGCUCAGGCAUCCCCGGAACGGAAGGCUGGAUGGCACCCGAACUCCUUCAGUUCCCGCCCGCUGACAGCCCUACCAGCGCGGUGGACAUCUUCUCAGCUGGCUGCGUGUUCUACUACGUGCUUUCUGGCGGCAGCCACCCAUUUGGAGAGAGUCUCUAUCGCCAGGCCAACAUCCUUGCGGGGACGCCCUGUCUGGCUCACCUGGAGGAGGAGGUCCAUGACAAGAUGGCUGCCAGGGACCUGGUGGCGGCCAUGCUGAGCACACGACCACAGGCCCGGCCCUCUGCCCCUCAGGUGUUGGCCCACCCCUUCUUCUGGAGCAGAGCCAAGCAGCUCCAGUUCUUCCAGGACGUCAGUGACUGGCUGGAGAAGGAGGCCGAGCAGGAGCCCCUGGUGAUGGCGCUGGAGGCGGGCGGCCACGUGGUGGUCCGGGGCAAUUGGCACAAGCACAUCUCGCUGCCACUGCAGACAGAUCUGAGAAGGUUCCGGUCGUAUAAAGGAACCUCAGUGCGUGACCUGCUCCGUGCCAUGAGGAACAAGAGGCACCACUACCGGGAGCUCCCGCUGGAGGUUCGGCAGGCUCUGGGCCAAGUCCCGGACAGCUUCAUCCAGUACUUCACAAACCGCUUCCCCCGGCUGCUUCUGCACACGUACCACGCCAUGGGGAGCUGUGCCUCAGAAAGCUUCUUCCUGCCCUACUACCCGCCAACCUGGGCCGGGGAGCCAUGCCCAGAGGCCGCUGGGAGCUGA
Messenger RNA from Orycteropus afer afer, 2472 nucleotides. It is a transcript of the gene ERN2, whose product is annotated as endoplasmic reticulum to nucleus signaling 2. Gene Ontology annotation, biological process: mRNA processing; IRE1-mediated unfolded protein response; intrinsic apoptotic signaling pathway in response to endoplasmic reticulum stress. Gene Ontology annotation, cellular component: IRE1-TRAF2-ASK1 complex. Gene Ontology annotation, molecular function: protein serine/threonine kinase activity; ATP binding; RNA endonuclease activity. The record is from RefSeq and is a predicted model, not a curated record. Lineage: Eukaryota; Metazoa; Chordata; Mammalia; Tubulidentata; Orycteropodidae.